UCUGAUGCCAAUUGGGGCGAUGGGUCCCUCGGACGACUGAAGGCGCGCGCUUGGACCCCGGGCCCGCCAGGCGUCCCCGCGGGAUGGAGGCGACGGACUCCAAGCUGGGCAGCGCCGGCAGCCUCUGGCAGGACACGCUGGCCAUGGCCCUGACCCCCAGCAAGCCGCUCUCCCCGGCGGGUAGCCAGGGCUGCCGAGAGGGCGGCGGCGGCGGCAGGACCCGAGCCCUGCGCGUGGUUUACGUCUCCACCGAGGAUUUGGAAAAACCGCUGCCCUUUUUGUGCCUGCAGGAAGCCUGCAGGGAGUUCCCGGGCACGGAGCUCGCCACGGUGCCUUUCGGCACUCUGAUGCUGGGAGUCACGGACAGUCUGGACCGUUUCUAUAACGCGGAUGUGGUGGUUGUGGAGAUGAGCAACAGCUUGUGUCAGCCUUCACUUUUCUAUCACCUGGGAGUACGUGAGAGUUUCAGUAUGACCAACAAUAUUCUCCUUUGCUGUUAUACCGAUCUUCCAGAAUUGCAAGCUCUCCGUGAUGUGAUCUUUCAGAAGAAUUCGGAUAGCAACGGGAGCUAUACCUUCAUCCCAUAUGUGGUGACAAACCAGAAGAAGGUCUUUUGUUGUGAUGUCGGCACCAUGAUGUGUUUGACUGAGCUUUACCAGUCCAACUUCAACAUGGAAGCUGUCUUCAAUCCACUCACAGCGCAACUUGCUAAACUGCUGGAGGGCACAUCUGUCAGCUCCAGUGGCUACUUCCGGGAGAUGAUCCGCAGUGACAUCCGGAAGGCUCGUGAAAUGUACCAUGGGGAACAGCUGAGCCGUGAACUGACCAGCAUUCUACAGCGCCUGGACAGCGUGGAGUGCUUGAGCCUAGACAUUGUCAUGAACUUCCUACUCUCCUACCGAGAUGCUCAGGACUGUGAUGCGAUCAUCACCCUUGUGGAGACUCUCCAAACCCUGCCAACAUGCAGUGUUGCCGAGCAGCACAACAUCUGUUUCCACUACGCCUUUGCUCUUGACAGGCGGAACCAACCUGGGGACCGCGAGAAAGCUCUCUCUGUUCUCCUGCCUCUGGUGGAGAAGCCCGAAGGGGUGGCACCUGACCUGUACUGCAUGUGUGGCCGCAUCUACAAAGACAUGUUCAUUGACUCUGGGUUCACGGAUCCCGAGAAGAGAGACAAGGCCUUCUUUUGGUACCACAAGGCCUUUCUGACCGAGCCAAGCCUUCAUGCUGGAAUUAAUUCGGUUGUGUUGCUCAUCGCUGCAGGCCAUAGUUUUGAAGCCUCUAUGCAGCUUCGGCAGAUCGGGAUGAAGGUGAGCUGCGUUUUGGGGAGGAAGGGAAGCCUGGAAAAAAUGCAGCACUAUUGGGACGUAGGCUUUUAUUUUGGUGCAAGCAUCUUAACAGGCGACUUCGACAAAAUCAUCCAAGCCUCUGAGAAGCUGUACAAGCUGAAUGCUCCUGUGUGGUAUGUAGUGGUGACUUUUCAUCUUGUGAAAGUGGGGGAAAGGGACGUGUUGAUUCUCGACCUGAGCAAGGUGCUCCAACCGUCUCAGCUCUCUGUGUGCAACGAGGAGAUCAGAAAAUCAGUGACCCUAAGCUACAUCGGUUCCCUGGAAGAGGAAGGAAUUUCCACCUGGACCUUUCCUGCAUCCUCCAUCCGUGGAAUCAGUAUUUCUAAGUGUGACGAACGAUGCUGUUUCCUUUAUGUGCGGCAUACAGUUGAAGAUUUCCAGUUAUACUUCCCUACCCAAAAUCACUGCCGCUGUAUGACUAUGAAUACACUGAAGCAGGCGACAGGGUGGUUUUGGGGAAAGGGACAUACGGUGUGGUCUAUGCCGGACGAGACCGCAGCAACCAAGUGCGCAUUGCCAUUAAAGAGAUUCCGGAGCGGGAUAGCAGAUAUUCACAGCCUCUGCACGAGGAGAUUGCCCUGCACAAGCGCCUGAAGCACAGGAACAUUGUCCGCUAUCUGGGUUCCGUGAGUCAAAAUGGCUUCCUCAAAAUCUUCAUGGAGGAAGUGCCUGGAGGAAGCCUCUCUUCCCUCUUGCGCUCAAUGUGGGGUCCGCUGAAGGACAACGAACCAACCAUUGUAUUCUACACGAAGCAGAUUCUAGAGGGUUUGCGUUACCUCCACGAUAACCAGAUUAUCCACCGAGAUAUCAAGGGAGAUAACGUCUUGAUCAACACUUAUAGUGGAGUAUUAAAAAUUUCAGACUUCGGCACUUCCAAAAGGCUGGCUGGGAUCAGCCCAAGCACUGAGACAUUCACAGGUACCCUGCAGUACAUGGCCCCGGAGAUCAUUGAUCAGGGGCCCCGAGGUUAUGGGAAGCCGGCUGACAUCUGGUCCCUGGGCUGCACCAUCAUUGAGAUGGCCACAGGCCGGCCUCCUUUCUUUGAGCUGGGCAGCCCACAAGCCGCAAUGUUCAAGGUGGGCAUGUUCAAGAUCCAUCCAGAGGUGCCCAGCUCCAUGUCCGAUGAAGCCAAGGACUUUAUCCUGAAAUGUUUUGAAGCAGAUCCCGACAAGCGAUCGACUGCGGCUGCUUUGCUUCAAGAGCCCUUUUUGAGGAACAGGAAGAAAUGCAGGAGCCCAGCAGUGCCAGACGAGCCAUCGGUGUCCCACAAGCCCAGAAGGUCCACUUCAUCGGAAGGCAUUGCAGAAUCUAGAAAUCGUUCUUCUUCUUUGCACUCCCUGAAAGUCCAAGUGGAAAACAUCGUUUUAUCCCGAAGCGCCAGCGAAGUGAACCAGGGAAACAACUAUUUGAGAAGGUGCUGUCAUUGGCACACAUCUCUGAGCUGGUAUCCUGUCUCAAGAGCUACAUCCGUUCCCCAAGCCGCAAACAGCUGGCUCAAAGCCUGCUCCAGUUACAAGAUCACUUCCAGUCUGACGGGCUGAGUUUUUGUCAGGUGCAGGCUCCACUCUUUGCCUUCCAGGACACUGUAAAGCACAUGCUACGGAAGCUCCAGAUUAAGCCACACUGGGUGUUCGCCCUGGAUAAUCUCAUGGGGCAAGCGGUACAGGCAACCUUUACCGUCCUCUUGGAAGAACUCAAGGUGCAGCCGCAGAAUUUGCAGGAGGAAAGCCAGAAUCACCCGGGCACUAGAGAACACGAGGAGCCACUUUUGACUGAGCAGCCUCCGUCUUUGAAAAAGCAUGAGAGCGACCUCAAGGACAGUGCGGAUACGCCAACAUCCGGAAUUGGCACAGACACCAACAGUUGGCUGGAUUCCCAGCCUCCCUUCAAGAGCCAUUUGCCCCUCAUGACUCAACUCAACCAUCUGCAAGAAGAAACCAGAAGGUUGCAGUGGAAACUGGUAGAGAAGCAGCAGGAAUGUCAACGGCUCCUACAAGAGGCCCUAAAGAUCAUGGAACAGGACAGCUGGGCUCUGAGAAGGCCACAGAUAAUAGAAAUCCCUCCUUCUCCAACUUCCUGGGACCAAGAAGAAAAUGCUGGAGAUCCCCACCUGGCAGAGUGGUUAGAGAAACAGGGCGCAGACAAAGCCACAGUGUCAGUGUUCUGCUACCAUGGAUUCACCCUGAAUGAUUUGCUGAAGUUGGCUACCAUCGAUGAUCUCCGAUACACCUGCAUCAGAGGGGGAAUGGUGUGCCGUAUCUGGAAAGCCAUCAUGGACCACCGACAAAACCUGUCCCAGCAGCAGUUACACCAGCAACCGUGAGAAGAGGAAAGGAUGGAAGCCUCAGAUUUUUGGGGGGCAAGACCACAAUCUCUGGUCGCCUGUCCCAUCUUCUCACCAGCAGUUGAGCUAUGAGGCUGGAAAGAUUUUCUAAUUGGUCAGUCCUCAUAUUGAGGUCAGAUACUGGCCUUUUAAUCUUUCCUUGGCCCAGGAAAAUGACCAAUUUUUUUUAGUAAACAGAUUUGGGGAGAACCUCACAGAGGCUGUGAGAAAGACUUUCUGCUAAAUUGAGCAAUAUGCAUCGUGGACUGAGAAAAAGCAGAAGAACGUGUUCUUGCUGUAAUUCCCCCCCCAAAAAGGACUGAAGAAUGUUGUGAUACUCUACUGUUAUUUAGAGAGAGGCUGCUCCGGGAUCAGCAGUUCUCUGUUGGAGCCUCACCUUGGCUACUGAGAUCAAUUUGCCGAUUUUGCUCUACGUCUCCUCCCCUCUUCCAAGCCUGCCGUCUCUAGCACAAACCCAGCAAUGCAACUGUAGGAGAUGGGGGUGUGUUAGUGAGAGACCCUGCGAGCCAGGUUCUGAGGGACCUAUAGAAAGUAAAGAGGACUUAAUGGGGCUGCUUACGUUUCUCUGGAUCGCUACCAGGAACGAAGGUGGGGUGUGCAGAGAAAGUUUAAUAAAAACGGUUAUUUAAAAA
This is a messenger RNA of Thamnophis sirtalis, 4325 nucleotides long. The record is from RefSeq and is a predicted model, not a curated record. Lineage: Eukaryota; Metazoa; Chordata; Lepidosauria; Squamata; Natricidae.